AUGGCGCAGUGCGUGCGUCGGUUGGUGCUGGCGGCGACGCUCGCCGCUGCGGUGGCGCUGCUGCUGUGCACGAGCAGUGCGCCGGUGGCGCGUGCUGCUGGGACGGGCGACUUCACUGCGGCGCAGCGGACGAACACGCUGGCGGUGCUGCAGGCGUUUGGGCGUGCGAUCCCUAAGCUUGGGGAGAAGUGGGCGGGCAACGACUUCUGCUCGUGGGAGGCCGUCUUGUGCAAUGCGCCGGACGUGUACGUGUCGGGAAUCAGUCCGACGUAUGCCGGCACGCUGCCGGAGAUGCCUGUGAACGUCGACUACAGGCACGUCGUGAUCAAGCAGCUCGACUUUUCCGAAAUGGGGCCGGGGCUGAGCGGGACGCUGCCCGCCUCAUGGCACUCGAUGACAUCUUUGGAGUCGUUGUCGAUUGAAAAGUGUGAAAGCAUCUCCGGCAGUGUGCCCCCCGAGUGGGGCUCGAUGACAUCGCUGAGUGUUCUCAAUCUGCGGGGCACAGGCAUCUCCGGCACGCUGCCGCCCCAGUGGAGUGGGAUGUCGAAGGCCCGGUCCCUGCAGCUGCAGGACUGCGACCUGUCCGGCAGUCUGCCCUCUUCGUGGUCUGCGAUACCGAUGCUGGCUUCCGUCUCUCUUAAGGGCAACAAGUUCUGCGGGUGUGUGCCGGACUCGUGGGAUCAGAAGGCUGGUCUUGUUGUGGACAUCGAGGACAAGCACAAGGGCAGCGACUGCUUGGCUGCUAAGGACUGCACAACGACCACCACUAAGCCCUCCGCCACGACAGCGACCACCCCGAACCUCACUAACUUUCCCCCUACGCCGAGGACCACGACUGAGCCGCUUACCACAACCAGCACUGAGGCACCGGCUGAACCCACAACCACCACUGAGGCACCGGCUGAACCCACGACCACUGCUACCCCAACAAACACGCCGACUCCUGCACCAGAGACGGAGUGCGAGGUGGAUGGGUGUGAGGUGUGCGAGGGGGACUCCGCUGCGAGGUGCGCGAGGUGCCGUGAGGACUACUUCCUGACGGACGAGAAGACGUGCCUGAAGCACAACGAUGGCGGUGUUGCUGCUGUGUCGAGCGGAGUGGCAGCAGCAGCUGUUGUGUGCGUGGCUGUGCUGUUCAGCGUGGGGCUGGCGGCGUGA
Molecule: messenger RNA, 1158 nt
Organism: Leishmania major strain Friedlin
Lineage: Eukaryota; Euglenozoa; Kinetoplastea; Trypanosomatida; Trypanosomatidae
Product: promastigote surface antigen protein 2 PSA2
Exons: 1
Coding region: 1-1158 (385 amino acids)
Molecular function (GO): protein binding
Source: RefSeq, a predicted model, not a curated record